AUGCGACGAUGUUUUGCUUUCUUGUGGCGUCGAGAAAAGCGUCUGCCGCGGCGAUUUCGAGACGUUCCAGAGGAAUUUACGGACAUCCGAUCCUCCGAUUGCAGGCCUUUGGUGUUUACACCGAGGCGGCCAGAGCCACUGCGCGAGGUGGCUUCUCUCUCUGACAUAGUCGUGGAUGAAGCAGCACUGCAGACGAGCUCGUUACAAGGGCUUUCACAGAGGCCGGUAGCAAAGCUGGACCCUGAACGAAUGGGACUUCCACCAUAUCUGGUGCAGUAUUUGCACCGGCGCUUCUCGCACGAAACGUCUCUGCGUGAUGCCUCUUCGCAAAGUGGUGAUGAAGCGGGUGGCUUUCAGGGAUUGACGAUGGUCCAGGCUCGCGCUCUUCAACAUCUCUAUGCUCAGCAAGACGUGGCCCUGUGUGCUCCGACGGGAACUGGAAAAACGUUUGCGCUUUGUUUGGCCCUUAUUGCGCGUCUGAUGCGGGAUGGACCGAUGAAACUUUUUUCUGUCUUGUUCCUCGCACAGAACGACCACCUCUGCCGUCAGAUUGCGCAGUGGAUGCAGGAGAUGUGGUGGUUUGAGGCGGAUGAUCGGUUGGUGUUUACCGCCACCAGCGAGGUGCCUCCUAGCGUGGUGUACCAGCGUCUCACGCGGGAACUUGUCCGUGACGCGGCAGGCAACGUUGUGCGCUCGGUGGAUCGACGCCCAUACGUAUGCGUGGCUACUCCGGAAGUGUUUUGGGAGUUCUUUCAGCGCCGCAAGCAGGUGAUCCUUCGCCGUGAGGCGGCGGCGGGCCGCAGGAAACACUCCUUCGCCCUCACCCCGGUGCUGCCAAGCAUUGACCUUGUGGUGGUGGACGAGGUGGAUGACGUACUCCCCUCCACCCGCCCGGAUGCGGCGGGAAAUCUACUCCUGAAGGAGCUCUACCGCUUUGUUAAGUACCAGGCGCCGGUGCAACUGGUGUUUACGAGUGCAACGCUUGCAGGAUCCACCGUUAACCACGUGCGGCGGUUUUUAAAGAAGAGCGUGCUCGAGUCCAAGACCUCCCGUAUUUUUGAGAGUGAGAUUGUGAGUUUUGCACAAAAAGCAAAAUCGACAGGUAACCUCUCAAAGGUGGUCGUCCCGGAUGGGAUUCAACACUGCUUCUACACCGCCGACACCCUGGAGGAGCAGCGAGAGUGCUUGGUAGCCGCCAUGCAGGAGUCAGGGCUUGGUGGUGAGAGCCUUGCACGUUCAAUGGGGGAGAUGAAAACGCUGGUGAUUUUGCCGAACUCCGGAAAUACGGAUCUCUUUGUUCAACGGGUUUUGGCGCCUGCCCAGCCAAAUGACAAAUUCACCGUGGAGCUGUUUGGCACGCCUCAGGAGCCACGUGAACGGAGAGGAGGGGGUGAAGGCGUGAUUCACUCAGGACCACCUGAGACGUCAAACGUCAAUUCAUCUUUCGUAGGGGAGGUGCCUGUUCGACAAUUUAUUCUCUGCCUUUCCUCUGCGGUUCGCGGUAUUGAUAUCAACGAUCUCACUCAUGUCAUGAUUUUGGCCACUCCCCAAUCUGCCUUGGACUACGCGCAUUGGUGCGGGCGUGUUGGAAGGUUUGGAAUCUCUGGUGUGUCGGUUGUUAUUAUGAGCCGUUUUGCGGUGCGUAAGAUGAGUGGGUUUUGCGACGCACUAAACAUUCCCUUCAAGGUGAAGCGACGGCACGAUAAGAUUGAUGUGAAUGCAGAAAGGCGCGCUCUUGGUCUUUAG
Trypanosoma rangeli is the source of this 1746-nucleotide messenger RNA. Its product is annotated as putative ATP-dependent DEAD/H RNA helicase. Gene Ontology annotation, cellular component: nucleolus. The transcript has a single exon. NCBI's taxonomy places the organism in Eukaryota, Euglenozoa, Kinetoplastea, Trypanosomatida, Trypanosomatidae. Gene Ontology annotation, biological process: maturation of LSU-rRNA from tricistronic rRNA transcript (SSU-rRNA, 5.8S rRNA, LSU-rRNA). Bases 1 to 1746 code for a protein of 581 amino acids. The record is from RefSeq and is a predicted model, not a curated record. Gene Ontology annotation, molecular function: nucleic acid binding; ATP binding.